GAAACGCACAGAACAGUGAAGAGCAAAGGGAAAACGGUAUCACGAGCUCACACUUGACGGAAACGCAGAUUAAAAGGAGCGCUGCAAAAGAAUUAGCAAAGGAAAAGAUGUUUGGCAAAAUCAUUGCUGCUAAAAAUCUGUUGCAGAGAUAAAAAAAGGAUCAAAGUUCUUAAGUUUCUUUUACAACAGUCAUUGAUUUUUGCAAAUAUUUAUAUCUUUAUUUUUUGCUAUAUUUUAUUUAUAUUUUGCAAUCCUUUAUUUUUGUUUGCAAAAUUUUUUUUUCUCUCGAUACUUUAUUUGUCUUUUGUGAUACUUUAUUUUUUUUUUGCAAAACAAAUUGUAUUUUUUUGCUCAAUACUUUCUUUUUCUUUUGCAAAAAUGUAUUUUCUUUUGCAAUACUUUAUAUUUUUGCAAAUAUAUGUGGCAUGCAUUUGAUUCCAUAAAACUUCCUUUAACGUAGGGCUCCUGGGGCGAGAUUUACUGUAAUUCACACAAAUAUUUCUGUCAAAACAGGGGAUUUCAGCUGCGCCAUUGCCCCUGUAGCCCCGCCCCUAGCCCCGCCCCUGAUGGACACAUGAUAUAAAUACACGAUUACCGGCGAUGCAGAGAUGUUCUCAGAGGACGCUUCAAACUAACAAGGUGCUGUGUGCAUACUGACUAGAAGUCCACCUGACUGACACCAUGAAGCAGGAACUGUCUAUGGUGCACCCUGUAUUGGGUUUGGUCGUGGUUGGAGUGUGGUUAGGGGUCCAAAUCUACUCUCGCUAUGGGACGCGUGAGACGAACAACCAGAAGGCCUCUCCUUCACGUUUUCGCUCGCGUUCUCCUGACCGUUCAUCUGAUCAGGAUGAGGAGCGUAAGCUCAGGGAUUCCGCUCAAAAGGCGCUGAAGUCCAUUGGUUUAAAUCUGGAGCGGCAGGGUUCUAGAAGGCUAGCGGGCCGGGGCCAACAUGUCUUCAACAACGGACUCCUGGACAUACACCGCAGCGUUCUGCAGGACCUGCUGAGCGAAUUGAGAGGCUACGACCAGCUGGACAACCUGCUGCAGGACGUCAGUGCCUUCUUCAACCAAGACGAACGCAAUGCCAUCAGCAACAUGGUGGCUUACUUCAGUCUGGAUGAGUUCUAUGUGGAUUAUAAUGCAGAGGUGUUCGGUGUGUUCGUGCGGGAGCUCCGGAGAGAACUUGUGGCAUACCUCAAGGUUUAUAUAUAUCCCCCCCAAAAGGACAAGUAUACAUCUGUCUCCUACAACAGGGACCGCGCACUCUGGAGGCACAUUGAGCGUGUGCAGCACAUCGUCAGGAUGAUGGUGGAACAUGAGGUGUAUGUGGACACGAUGGCCCGUGAUCGCUGGCUGCAGAGUAACACUGGCUGCAAGGAUUUGUAUGAAAAGGUCAGACAAGCAGUGGACAAAAUGCUCAAGAACAUCAUACAGGACUUUAAAAAGGUGGCAGAUAAGAUCAAGUUAAUUUACAACAACGGGAACUGGCCGUAAGGGUCACAGAGAAGAGCCACACAUAUACACACUUACUCACUCACACUCUCUCUCUCUCUCUCUCUCUCUCUCUCUCUCUCUCACACACACUCUCUAUCUCUCUCGCUCUCUGUGUGUCUCUCUCUCUCUCUCUCUCACUCACACACACACUCUCUCUCUCUCUCUCUCGCUCUGUGUGUGUGUGUGUGUGUGUGUCUCUCUCUCUCUCUCUCUCUCACACACACACUCUAUCUCUCUCACUCACACACACACACUCUCUCUCUCUCUCUCUCGCUCUGUGUGUGUGUGUGUGUGUGUGUGUGUGUGUGUGUGUGUGUGUGUGUGUCUCACACACACUCUCUCACACACACUCUAUCUCUCUCGCUCUGUGUGUGUCUCUCUCUCUCUCACACACACACACUCUCUCUCACACACACACUCUAUCUCUCUCGCUCUGUGUGUGUCUCUCUCUCUCUCACACACACACACUCUCUCACUCUCUCUCGCUCUCUGUGUCUCUCUCUCUCUCUCACACACACACACACACUCUCUCUCUCGCUCUGUGUGUGUCUCUCUCUCUCACACACACAUUCUCUCUCUCUGUGUGUGUGUGUGUGUGUGUGUGUGUGUGUGUGUGUGUGUCUCUCUCUCUCUCUCUCUCUCUCUCUCUCUCUGUGUGUGUGUGUGUGUGUGUGUGUGUGUGUCUCUCUCUCUCUCACACACACACACAUUCUCUCUCUCUCUCUCUCUCUCUCUGUUUCAAUUUUUCAAAUUUAAAGUACUUUAUUGGCAUGAUUGUGUGUACAUACAAUAUUGCCAAAGUAUUAAUACACAAAACAGAUAAUGACAAGACCAAUAAUAUUAAUAAAACAGUAACAAAUAACAAUAAAAAUCAGAAUUAAAAUAAGGUGCCAGGUAAUGAAUAAAAUAAAAUAAAAACUAUAAUAAUAAUAUACACUAUACAAUAUAAAAUAAGCAUUUAACAAGACAUUAUGAACAUAAUAUAAAUACUGUGACUGAAGUACAUUAAGGCAGUGAUUGGUUUCUGAGGGUGUGCAGCUCAAAAAUGAAUUUAACUGCAACUGAAAAAAAAAAGGGUUUUAUGCGACCCAUUUAAAAUACUUAAUCUUUUCCAAAUCUGACGCUAAAUUCCACUGAAAAGUGGCAUUUAUCUGCAACGUGCUCACCUUGAAUUAUGAUCAUUGUACAUUAAAUAUAGAACAUAACAUGCAAUCACUGAAUCAACAUUAGCGAAUAUUUAAUAGACAUAUUUAUUGAAAACAAUUGAAUGAAUAGUGCUGGAUCAAUGGAACAACCAUUAAAAGCCUGUUCUAAAUGGAAAUCACCAAUAAAAGUUACUGAACAUAUUAAAACAGUCAGGACAUUGUUGAAAAUAAUGAACAGGUAGACUAAGCCAAAUCUGUGAGAGAGAAAAUGCGCUGAAAAGUCACGUGUAUUUCAGGACGUGCAGUCGUGCAUUAACCAUUGAUCUAAUAUGACAGCUGUUCAGUAAAGAACGUUAACCAAUAACAGUUACGAUGUAGAAAAAAGUAGCUAUAGGAUAGAAAUAUAUAUGCCUGUGAUGUAGCCUACAAUAAUCCUAAUGUACUCUAAACAUGACGUGCACACAGAAUAACAGAUAGUUUAACACGUUCAGCAGUCGGCACUUCGUUGAAAAUAUCCUUCUUAAUCAGCAGAUUAAAAAAAUGGCAUACCUAGUCUAAAACAGUUAUUUUCUAGGCUUCUUACUCAAAAGUAUAAAUGUUUUGAUGAGUAAAAUUAACCUGUGGACAUGGUCCGGUGAAAGACGGGACUUGACUCACCUGAGGCGAUUAUCCUGCGCUUGAUAAAGUCCGCUCAGUGGAAACAUAACAUACAACAUGCACAGAUGUAAAGAAGACUCAUGUGAAAACAUCCACAGGGACUUUCAAACAUUUGGAAAGCCGAUUCCCGCACCACCGAAGUGAUUUCAUUACUACUUUGCUGAGUUUGCUUGUGUAGCGAGAGGAUAUUUUCCUGCAUGCGCCGCGAGAGAGAGUUUAAGACGCACACGCAGCAUGAGGUGAAAUUAAACUCUGUAUCUGCUCCAGAUAUCCUCUUCUUUAAUUAAUAUUUGUAUUAUUAAUCCUAUUUAAAAUAUGUCACAUUAAUAUGACAGUAAUUUAAGUGCAGCCUCUGUAAAAAUAUAAAGCCAAACAUAAAUGUGUAAAAAUGAUGAUCAGUUUAAUGGGGGGAAAUAUUAACCGACUAGUAACUCCAGUGUCGACUAGCAGCAUCAGAACCGUUUAAUCGACUAGUCUCGCACAUCACUAAUCCAGACUGUGAUCAGUGAGUCUGUAUUUGGUGAGGAUCCGUCUCUGUUUUGGAUCUCUUACAGUGUGGAGAUAUUCUGCUAGAUUAUACGUUCUGUUUAGGGUCCGAUAACAUUCCAGUUUGCUUUGGUUUUUACUUUCAUUUUCCUAAUGGUCCAAAUAUGAAUUUGUGCUUUCUUUUAUGAUUUGGUUUAUUGUGAUUUGGUUUUGUUCAGCAGUGCUGGUCUGAAACUGGUGUUUGUUAGUUGUUAGUGUGUUUGUGAGUUUCAGAGUCAGCUGAUAAAGGGGACUGGUUUUAGGCUUCAGCUCUUGGGUUUUAAGGGCUUCAUGUUGCAGUGUGUUAGGGGAACUUGAAUUUAGGUGUGUCCAGAAUUUGAGGGAUCGUUUUUCAAUAUGUAUAAUUAGGGGGUAUCUGCCUAGUUCGGCCCGGCAUGCAUUAGUAGGUGUUCUUCUCUGAACUCUUCGAAUGUUUCUACAGAAUUCUGCAUGCAGGGAUUCUAUGGGGUGUUUGUCCCAUCUAGAGUAAUCUGUCAGACAGAGUGGACCCCAAACCUCACAUCCGUACAGAGCAAUAGGCAUAAUAAUACUAUCAAAGAUUUUACUCCAAAUUGUUACAGGAAUGUCUAUUUGGAUAAAUUUGCCCUUAAUAGCACAGAAUGCUCUUCUAGCUUUCUCUUUUAGUGCAUUCACUGCCAGACCAAACCCCCCCAAAGCACUGAUUUUAAGACCGAGGUAGUCGUAGUGUAGGGUGUGUUUCCCAGAGUGAAUGUGUAUCUGGAUUCCUGUAAUCUGGCUUUUUUCUGGAAGAUCAUAAUUUUAGUUUUUUUCAGAUGGACUGUCAUGGCCCAGUUCUGACAGUAGUUCUCCAGCAGGUCCAGGUGCUGCUGUAGUCCUUGUGCAGUAGAUGACAGCGGCACCAGAUCAUCUGCAUAGAGAAGAACUUCAGAGUUAUUUGGAGUAAGACCGGGUGUUGCAGAUUGUUCCAGUAGCACUGCUAACUCAUUAAUGUAAAAGAUGAACAGAGUUGGACUCAAACUGCAGUCCUGUCUCACUCCACGCCCUUGAGUGAAGAAUUCUGUUCUUUUAUUGACAAUUUUAACCUCCGCACCUGCUGUCUCUCACUGUCUCUCUCUCUCUCUCACACACACACACACACACUCACACUCUCUCUCUCUGUCACACACACUUACACACACACACACACACACACUCUCGCACUCUCUCACACACACUCACACACUCUCUCUCUCUGUCACACACACACGCACACACACACUCACAUACACACAUACUCUCUCUCUCUGUCACACACACAUACACACACACAUACUCUCUCACUCACAUACACUCACACACACUCUCUCUCUCUGUCACACACACAUACACACACACACACACAUACUCUCUCACUCACAUACACUCACACACACACACACUCUCUCUCUCUGUCACACACACACACACACACACACACACACACACACUCACACUCACACACACACACAUACUCUCUCACUCACAUACACUCACACACACACACACUCUCUCUCUCUGUCACACACACACACACACACUCACAUACACACACACAUACUCUCUCACUCACAUACACUCACACACUCUCUCUCUCUGGAGUAUGACCAGUUUUUGUCAUAGGCCACAGUUAUUAAGCAAAUGCAUUUGUCAGCCAAUGCCUCUGCCACAGCGAGUGUCUGUGCUCAUGUCAUCAUCAUGCCCCUGGAGGUUAAAUGUCACUUAUAAUUUGUUGAUAAUCCUCUUGAAAUAUGUGACGGUGCAUUCUUGAUAUUUUGUAUUUAGGGUUGAGAAAAGUAUGGAAGUUCUGAAUGUAAUAUUAACCAUAAGAGAUGAGGUGAAGCUGCCUUCAGACAUUUACUGCAAAAAUGUCAUGUUUUAUUACAUUUGACCCUUUACUGUCGUUCUUGUUGUUUUUGUGUUUGUUGUAUUUUCAUCUGAAUGUUUCCUUUAAAUAAAUGUUUAGACUCUGACCUGUGAAAUACUUUGAUUUUAUGUAUGACAAGCUAUACAAAUAAAAACUAUAAUUAUUAU
Molecule: messenger RNA, 5852 nt
Organism: Myxocyprinus asiaticus (Chinese sucker)
Lineage: Eukaryota; Metazoa; Chordata; Actinopteri; Cypriniformes; Catostomidae
Exons: 4
Coding region: 682-1494 (270 amino acids)
Source: RefSeq, a predicted model, not a curated record